Molecule: messenger RNA, 2089 nt
Organism: Truncatella angustata
Lineage: Eukaryota; Fungi; Ascomycota; Sordariomycetes; Amphisphaeriales; Sporocadaceae
Product: Fox2 protein
Exons: 3
Coding region: 184-2001 (605 amino acids)
Source: RefSeq, a predicted model, not a curated record
CGGCAAGCUGCGUCGGAGAUCAGCAGGGUGCGUAGACAAACAAUGCCUUUUAAGUUCAUCCUCAACCAUAAACUACGUCCUGUCCGUCCUCACUGUCCGCAUCAUCCCAUUGUGAAAGAACCUACAUCCAUUUCCCCCUAGCCUUUUGUUGUUUCGUUCACCCACAUUCCACGGCUUCACACAAUGGCGGAACAGCUACGCUAUGACGACCAAGUCGUCGUCGUCACCGGCGCCGGUGGUGGUCUGGGUAAGGCAUACGCUACCUUCUUUGGUUCAAGAGGAGCCAAGGUCGUCGUCAACGAUCUUGGUGGCUCUUUCAAGGGAGAGGGUAACUCGACAAAGGCUGCCGAUGUAGUCGUUGACGAGAUCAAGAAGGCCGGCGGCCAGGCCGUCGCCAACUACGACAGUGUCGAGAAUGGCGACAAGAUCAUCGAAACCGCCGUCAAGACCUUCGGCCGGAUCGAUAUUUUAAUCAACAAUGCCGGCAUCCUUCGGGACGUCAGCUUCAAGAAUAUGAGCGACAAUGACUGGGAUUUGAUCAUGAAGGUUCACGUCAAGGGAGCCUACAAGUGCGCCCGUGCUGCAUGGCCGCACUUCCGCAAGCAAAAGUACGGACGAGUCAUCAACACCGCAUCUGCUGCUGGUCUCUUCGGCAGCUUCGGCCAGUGCAACUACUCGGCGGCAAAGCUGGCGCAAGUCGGCUUCACAGAGACGCUGGCCAAGGAGGGCGCAAAGUACAACAUCAUCUCAAAUGUCAUUGCACCCAUCGCAGCGAGUCGCAUGACUGAAACUGUCAUGCCUCCGGAUGUGCUUGAGAACUUGAGGCCCGAGUGGGUUGUGCCGCUCGUCGCCGUCUUGGUCCACAAGACCAACACCACCGAGAACGGCUCCAUUUUCGAGGUCGGCGGUGGCCACAUUGCCAAGCUCCGGUGGGAGAGAUCCAGUGGUCUUUUGUUGAAGGCCGACGACAGCUACACUCCUGGUGCCGUCCUGAAGCAAUGGAGCAAGGUGACCGAUUUCUCAAACCCACAAUACCCAUCUGGACCCAAUGACUUCAUGACUCUUCUCGAGGAGUCCAUGAAGAUGGGCCCCAGUGAGCAGGGUGAGAAAGUCGACUUCAAGGGCCGCGUUGCCCUGGUCACUGGUGGCGGUGCAGGUAUCGGUCGCGCAUACUCUCUCGCAUUCGCCAAGGCCGGUGCAUCAGUUGUUGUCAACGAUCUCGCAAACCCUGACACUGUGGUCGAGGAGAUCAAGAAGCUGGGAGGUAAGGCAGUAGGCGUCAAGGCGUCCGCCGAGGACGGCGAGACUGUCGUAAAGGCGGCUAUGGAUGCAUUCGGUCGCAUUGAUAUCAUUAUCAACAAUGCCGGUAUCCUACGCGACAAGGCUUUUACCAACAUGGACGACAACCUUUGGGACCCCGUCUUGAAUGUACAUUUACGUGGUACCUACAAGGUCACCAAGGCCGCAUGGCCUAUCAUGUUGAAGCAGAAGUUUGGCCGUAUUGUAAACACAACAUCUACCAGUGGUAUCUAUGGUAACUUUGGCCAGUCCAACUAUGCCGCCGCCAAAUGCGGUAUACUUGGUUUCUCCAGAGCACUCGCCCUCGAAGGUUACAAAUAUAACAUUUACGUCAACACCAUUGCACCCAACGCUGGCACUGCCAUGACCAAGACGAUCAUGCCGGAAGAGAUGGUCCAGGCGUUCAAGCCGGAUUACAUAGCGCCUCUUGUGUUGGCUCUGUCCGCCGAGAAGGGACCCAAGAACCCAACUGGGGGUCUUUACGAAGUUGGCAGUGGUUGGGCCGGCCAGACGAGGUGGCAGCGCGCCGGUGGUGCCGCUUUCCCUGUUGAUGUGCCGUUGACUCCCGAAGCCGUCCUUGAGCAAUGGAGCAAGGUCAUUGACUUUGAAGACGGCAGGGCAGACCACCCCGAGAAGGCUGCAGACUCGAUCCAGAAGAUCAUGGCAAACAUGGAGAACAAGAGCGGGGCUGGCAAGGUAUGAACUUCCAAUUAUCUUUGCCCCCUAGCUCAACUGUAUAUAUCCAAAGUCUAGUGUAGAAUGGCUUGUGUUGACAAUGAUUGUAAAUUAG